AUGAGUUUGCGAUCUAAGGCACUUGUCAAUCUUCUCAAUGGUUGGCCAAAUCCGUCAUUGCUACCUCCGGAAUUGGUGAAGGCUGCAUCUGGUGCCGUGCUGUCCGAUGAGAGCAGGGCUCUGUCAACUCUCCAGUACGGCCCUGAUCAAGGCUACGAGUCACUCAGGGACGAGGUCGCCCGUUGGCUGACAGCGUUUUACAAACCUCAAGAUGCCAUCCAAGCUGAUCGCAUAUGUAUCACUGGUGGUGCAAGUCAGAAUCUGGCAUGCAUUCUUCAGACUUUUACGGAUCCAAUAUAUACACGUAACAUUUGGAUGGUAGCCCCGACUUACUAUCUAGCAUGUCGCAUCUUUGAAGAUUCUGGAUUCGCUGGAAGGUUGAGGAGCGUUCCAGAGGAUGAGGAAGGGAUUGAUCUAGAUGCGCUGUCUAGACAGAUUGCUCACAGCGAAGAGAAAGCGCGGGCAGAAGGCAAUCUUGAGCCAAAAUUGAAAGCGUCAAGACCAUGGAGGAGAAUUUACAGGCAUGUCAUUUAUGCUGUUCCCACCUUUGCAAAUCCGUCUGGCAGGAUCAUGACCAUUGGUCGUCGAGAGCGCCUGGUCCGUAUAGCAAGGAGGUUUGACGCUCUGGUUGUUACGGAUGAUGUUUACGACUUUCUACAAUGGCCAUCUUCAUCACCUUCUACUUCUACUGAAGCCCGUUUUCCCGAUCAAGCAUAUGUUCCACGGAUAGUUGAUGUGGACAGGUAUCUGGAUGGCGGACCGGCUGAGACUUUCGGCAAUGCGAUUUCGAAUGGAAGUUUCACCAAGAUCGUGGCACCGGGAUGUCGGACAGGCUGGGCGGAAGGGACUAAAGCUCUCGCCUACGGACUCUCACAAACAAAGGCUGCCGAGGAACAGGUCCUCAGUAUUCCUGAAGGAAACGCGUUCCAAGUCCAAGGUGAUGAAGGAAGUGGGUUAUCAUUCCAGAGCUACAUCAGAUUGUGUUUCGCGUACGAAAGCGAGGACAAUCUGGUAGAAGGAGUGGAGCGGCUUGCUCGACUGAUUAAAAGGGAGCUCGAAUCUAGCCAUCCCCAUUGCAGUCUUGGUUCGGACACAUAA
Molecule: messenger RNA, 1098 nt
Organism: Endocarpon pusillum Z07020
Lineage: Eukaryota; Fungi; Ascomycota; Eurotiomycetes; Verrucariales; Verrucariaceae
Exons: 4
Coding region: 1-1098 (365 amino acids)
Biological process (GO): biosynthetic process
Molecular function (GO): L-2-aminoadipate:2-oxoglutarate transaminase activity; pyridoxal phosphate binding
Source: RefSeq, a predicted model, not a curated record